Apaloderma vittatum (bar-tailed trogon) is the source of this 2024-nucleotide messenger RNA. Its product is annotated as aryl hydrocarbon receptor-like. The record is from RefSeq and is a predicted model, not a curated record. NCBI's taxonomy places the organism in Eukaryota, Metazoa, Chordata, Aves, Trogoniformes, Trogonidae. The annotation marks the transcript as partial. Gene Ontology annotation, cellular component: aryl hydrocarbon receptor complex; nucleus. Gene Ontology annotation, molecular function: nuclear receptor activity; protein binding; transcription cis-regulatory region binding. Gene Ontology annotation, biological process: regulation of transcription by RNA polymerase II. The transcript is spliced from 8 exons.
UUGCUCUAAAGAAUCAUCACGGUGCCAAAGAAGCAGAAGGGGCUGGAGACUGCAGCAACGGACCAGCCUCGGGCUCGGCAGCGAUACCAGAGGGCGAGCUGCUCCUACAGGCGCUCAACGGCUUUGUGCUGGUGGUGACAUCGGAAGGACUGAUAUUUUACUCAUCACAUACAAUUCAAGACUAUCUGGGAUUUCAUCAGACAGAUGUCAUGCACCAGAGUGUCUUUGAGCUGAUCCACACCGAGGACCAGCUGGAAUUCAGCCGCAACCUUCACUGGGCCUUGCUGGGGACCCUUGCUUGCCAGUCCCUCUCUUCCACAGAGGGGAAGAGUCUUGGCUCUUCUGCUGUUGCCUACAAGCCGGAUCAGCUGCCCCCAGAAAACUCCUCCUUUCUGGAAAGGAGCUUCGUGUGUCGCUUUCGCUGCCUCCUGGAUAAUUCCUCUGGAUUCCUGGCCUUAAACCUUCAAGGCAGGCUAAAAUUCCUUCAUGGGCAGAACAAAAAGUCUGAAGACGGGUCUGCACUGCCACCCCAGCUUGCCCUCUUCGCUAUCUCCACCCCCUUGCAGCCCCCGUCCAUCCUGCAGAUCCGAACCAAGAAUAUGAUCUUCAGGACAAAGCACAAGCUGGACUUCACCCCGUUGGCGUGUGAUGCCAAGGGGAAGAUCGUUUUGGGCUACACCGAGGCAGAACUGCGGAUGCGUGGCACCGGCUACCAGUUCGUCCAUGCUGCUGACAUGCUGUACUGUGCUGAGAACCACGUCAGAAUGAUGAAGACGGGCGAGAGCGGCCUGACGGUUUUCCGCCUGCUGACAAAGGAGAAUCGCUGGAAGUGGGUUCAGGCCAACGCACGGCUCGUCUACAAGAACGGCAAGCCCGAGUACAUCAUUGUCACGCAGAGACCCCUUGUAGAUGAAGAAGGAGGAGAGCACCUUCGGAAACGGUCCGUGCAUCUUCCCUUCACCUUUGCUACAGGAGAGGCGCUCUUAUACCAAAGUGCUUACCCUCUCCCGGGCUUCCCUGACCCUUUUCAGAGCAAAGGGAAAACCGGUAAGUCCAAGAAGACCUCCCACAGCCAUGGAGGGUGCUCCCAGAAGAAUGGUGUUGACCCCAGUUCUCUGCUGGGCGCCGUGAUGCAACAGGAAAAGGCAGCGUACACCUCCCACCCAGCUCCCACACCUAGCCGCUCCUUCAGCAGCAGUUUGGUGGGCAAUCUGGAGGACGUGUCGUUGCUGGAUGCAGGAAGAGAUGCCUGGAGUAUGGACGCUGCUCCAGUUCCUUCAAGGGGAGACAGCCUCAAAGAGGAGCUGGUGGAUUUGCAGCAGGAGGACCCUCUGUUGGCCACCCUGGACUCACUCUCGAUUAAGAGUGAUGAGAACUGUUCCAACAAUGAGCUCUUCAGUGCACUGGAGGGCCUGGGUCUGAAUGCUGAGGACCUGGAUCUCCUGCUGUUGGAUGAGAAAAUGGUGAUGGUCAAUAUGGACCCCGACCACACCCCAUCCCUGAACGAUUGUUUCACCAGCAACGAGAUUCUGUCCUACAUCCACGCCACUCUGGUGAACAAGCAUGAGGGAGGACAGCAGAUCUGUCCCCUGCCAGGAACGUCCCCGAGCCCACGUGGAGGCACCACAACGUACCAGGCCCAUGCGGAGAAUGAGGACUCGCGGUACCUGCCCCAGCAUGUGGUGCAGCCCAGCAGUGCCCUGGGCCAGCCCCCUGCUAUGCUGUGGGAGCAGCCCCUCCACGCUGUGCCGGGGCAGCUGCCCCCACUGCUGCUGGAGCCCGCUGGGCAGGAGGAGACAGCCAAUGGCUCCCAGUGGAGGCCAGCUGGGGAGGAAGGGCUGCUCUGCUUCCUCCCGCCGGGACGGGGCACCCUGUGGGACAAAGCACCCGACUCGCCCUCGGGAGCCCCCUGCCCACAGGAGCCACCCAGGGCUCAGCAGCUGGAGGGUGACUUCUCAGCCCUGCGUCCCACCCAAGAGGAUGCUCGCCGGUCCUUCUCCCUGCCCAGCCAGUGCCAGGGCUGU